This is a messenger RNA of Arachis ipaensis, 1853 nucleotides long. Its product is annotated as polyadenylate-binding protein RBP47. The record is from RefSeq and is a predicted model, not a curated record. Lineage: Eukaryota; Viridiplantae; Streptophyta; Magnoliopsida; Fabales; Fabaceae. Gene Ontology annotation, molecular function: mRNA binding. Gene Ontology annotation, cellular component: cytosol.
CUUUCCUUUUCUCUCUCCCUCCAGAUCCAAACCCAACCCAAAGAAAGUGCGCGUGUUGUUAUUUACUUGCUUUAAAACCCAACCCUACUACCACCGUAACCCUCCUCUUCUUCGUUUUUGGUCUUUACACCCUGGUUGGACCAAAGUCCUCUCUCUUUCUCUCUCUCUAACAUCUUCUAUUCAAGAAAAUCAGAGAGAGAGAGAGACAGAGAAACACUAAUCAAACCAUAUACACAUAUAUAGAUAGAUAGAUAGAUAUAAACUUAUUGUUUAUAGCUGUUUGAUUUGAAUGGCUCAAGCAACGAACGGUGGGGAUCUGAAUCAGAAUGGACAGCAGCAGAGUCAGCAGCAGUGGGCGCAGCCGCAUCAGUAUCAGCAGCAAUGGAUGGCCAUGCAGUAUCCAGCAACCGCCAUGGCCAUGAUGCAGCAGCAGAUGAUGAUGUACCCGCAGCAUUACAUGCCGUAUGUUCAUCCUCACCAUUAUCAGCCUCCGCCGCCGCCGCCGACCGCUCACCACCACCACCAGCAUCAUUUCAAGCAGCAGCAGACUCCGCCCCCGUCGUCUCAACCGCCACAGCAGCACCACAACAACCACCAUGGCCAGCAGAAGCAGCAAUCUGGCUCCAACGGCGAAGAGAUCAGGACGAUCUGGCUCGGCGACCUUCACCAUUGGAUGGACGAGAACUACCUCGUCAAUUGCUUUGCUCACACCGGCGAGGUUUUAUCAGCCAAGGUCAUACGAAAUAAGCAGACAGGUCAGUCAGAGGGAUAUGGAUUCGUGGAGUUUUAUUCACGAGCAACAGCUGAGAAAGUUUUGCAGAACUAUAAUGGUACAAUGAUGCCAAAUACAGAUCAGGCAUUCCGGCUGAAUUGGGCUACAUUCAGUACAGGCGAUAGGCGAUCUGAUGCUGCUACUUCUGAUCUCUCUAUAUUUGUGGGGGACUUGGCCAUAGAUGUUACUGAUGCUAUGCUGCAAGAGACUUUUUCUAGUAGAUAUUCAUCCAUUAAGGGAGCAAAAGUUGUAAUUGAUUCUAAUACUGGCCGUUCCAAAGGUUAUGGUUUUGUUAGGUUUGGUGAUGAAAAUGAGAGGACAAGGGCAAUGACUGAAAUGAAUGGCAUUUAUUGUUCAAGUAGGCCUAUGAGAAUAGGUGUUGCAACACCCAAGAAAACUUAUGGCUAUCAGCAACAAUAUUCUUCACAAGCCGUAGUGUUGGCUGGUGGACACCCAUCUAAUGGUGUUGUGGCCCAAGGUUCCCAGGCUGAAGGGGAUCUUAACAACACAACUAUAUUUGUUGGAGGGCUUGAUUCUGAUAUUGGUGAUGAUGACCUCAGACAACCCUUUUUGCAAUUUGGUGAGGUUGUCUCUGUGAAGAUUCCAGUGGGUAAAGGGUGUGGUUUUGUUCAAUUCGCUGACAGAAAAAAUGCCGAGGAAGCCAUUCAGGCAUUGAAUGGGACUGUAAUUGGGAAACAGACAGUGCGUCUUUCAUGGGGUCGCAGUCCAGGAAAUAAGCAUUGGAGAGCUGAUUCCAAUGGAAACCAUUAUGGUGGUCAAGGUUAUGGGAACCAUGGAUUUGCUGUGAAACAGAAUCAGGAUAUAGCAGUGCAGCCUGCUGCUGCAAUUCAAGGGGCUUCAUAAUGUGGCUUAGCUGACAAGUCGGUAUUGAAGUAGGAUGGAUUUUAUUAUUGCUCUCCAAGUAAAAUUGUAGUAUUAUUUUUAAAUUUUUGUAGCUUGAAUUAUAUUGGUAUGCAAGAUUGUAUUAAUAUAUAUAUUACUGUCUGAAAUUUUGGAUUGAACCUGACCAUAUUACAUGGCUCGGGUAUUUUUUAAAAAAAACCCUUGAAAGAUAUUGCUA